GUCUUUGCAGCAUAGCUUGCGUUCCACAAUUUCAAUUUCUUGGACUUUUACCAAAAAUGGUUUCUGGGAAUCGACUGAGAAAUGUUGCCAUCGUUGGCGCUGGAGGUAAUAGCGGCCGAGGCAUCACGGAAUAUCUGCUCCAAACUGGCAAGCAUAUUAUCACCGCUAUAACCAGACUGGACAGCACCACCCCGCUUCCAGAAGGCGUGAACGUCACAAAGGUUGACUAUAACAAUCAUCAAUCCCUCGUCGACGGUUUUCAGGGCCAAGAUGUCCUAGUUAUCACCCUACCUCAACUUGUGACGCCAGAUACUCAGUCCAAACUCAUCAAGGCCGCGGGGGAUGCCAGGGUACCAUGGAUUCUGCCAAACGAAUGGAGCCCAGACACUGCCAACGAAGACCUAAACAGGGACGUCGCAGUAUUCCGCUCCAAGCGAGAGAUUGUUGAGGAAAUUGCCAAAUUGGGCAAAAGCUCUUACAUUGCUGUUAACACUGGCUUCUGGUACGAAAUGUGCCUUGCUAACCCUCUUGCCUUUGGCUUCGACUUCGAGAAACAGUCUGUGUCUUUCUUUGAUGAUGGCGAAACUUUAGUCAGCAUGAGCACCUUCGCUCAGGUUGGCCGUGCUGUCGCUGCUCUGUUGAGCCUUCCAGUCCAGCCAGAAGGAGAUGGGACGCACUGCUUAGAGCACUUCAGGAACCGGAACGUCUACGUUUCGUCUUUCACGAUCAGCCAGGAGGAUAUACUUGGGUCUGUCCUGCGUGUCACUGGAACAAAUGCACCGGACUGGACAAUCACCAAAGUGCCUUCCGGAGAGCGUUAUCAAACAGGUCUCAACGAAAUGCAAGGGGGAAAUAUGGCUGGAUUUCCGAAAAUGAUGUUCUCCAGAGUGUUCUAUCCUGACGACUCUGGGAACUAUGAGAAGAUCAGAGGCACGAGCAAUCAGUUUCUUGGAUUGCCGAAGGAGAGCCUGGAUGAGGCUACGGAAACUGUUAUCAAAUUGGCAAAGGCAGUGAAAUAGGGCCUGGAGGGCUAUAUGGUUGGCAGUGGCUCCAGGAGGUUACAUAAGGGCCUAUCAAAUAUACUAGGAUGUAGUUGACUCUUCCAGCUUAAAGAUGUUUGCUAGCAUCCAAAAACUUUACCCUCGCUCACCGUUAAAG
Messenger RNA from Hyaloscypha bicolor E, 1158 nucleotides. Its product is annotated as NAD(P)-binding protein. Bases 57 to 1019 code for a protein of 320 amino acids. The record is from RefSeq and is a predicted model, not a curated record. NCBI's taxonomy places the organism in Eukaryota, Fungi, Ascomycota, Leotiomycetes, Helotiales, Hyaloscyphaceae. Gene Ontology annotation, molecular function: oxidoreductase activity. The transcript has 2 exons.